Quercus robur (English oak) is the source of this 1105-nucleotide messenger RNA. RefSeq names its product F-box protein PP2-B10-like. Gene Ontology annotation, molecular function: protein binding. The record is from RefSeq and is a predicted model, not a curated record. Bases 46 to 924 code for a protein of 292 amino acids. Lineage: Eukaryota; Viridiplantae; Streptophyta; Magnoliopsida; Fagales; Fagaceae. The transcript is spliced from 3 exons.
AGACAAAGAGAGAGAGAGAGAAAGACAGACAGAGGAGAAAAGACAAUGAUGGAAAAAGGGGAAGGAGGAGAAAGGAAUGGUCCUCCCUGCGCCUGCGGUGUGGACAUUUCAGUGUUACCAGAGGGAUGCAUAUCGGACAUAGUAGCGUUGACCACUCCUAAGGAUGCCUGCAGAUCUUGUGCGGUUUCUUCUAUAUUCCGUGCGGCUGCAGAGUCGAACGCUGUCUGGGAGAGCUUCUUGCCGUCCGAUUAUCAGGCCAUCAUUGCUCAAUCAUCAUCAUCAUCGGAUUUCUUGAAUCUCUCUUCUAAGAAACAGCUCUACCUCAGUCUCUCCGAUAAUCCCAUCUUAAUCGACGGCAAUAAAAAGAGCUUUUUCUUGGACAAAUUGAGUGGUAAGAAAUGUUACCUUCUUCCUGCAAGGGAGCUGACCAUUGCAUGGGGUGACGAUCCUCGAUAUUGGAGAUGGGUUUCUCUACCUGAAUCCAGGUUCCCAGAGGUAGCUGAACUUCAUUCAGUGUGUUGGUUUGACAUCAAUGGCAAGAUGAGUGUUUCCAUGCUAUCUCCGAAAACAAACUAUGCCGCUUACCUUGUGUACAAGUUGACGGAGGAAGCCUAUGGGUUUGAUGACCCUCCUCCAACGGCUUCAAUUGGAACUUCUGGAGCAGGUGAAGUUUAUGAACAGAUUGUUAGUCUGGACCUGCCUAUCGUGGAGCCAGGCCAGGAAGACCAGGUUGUACUACCGCAGCAGCAGCACACUUCACGUCCCAAACUGAGAAAUGAUGGGUGGUUAGAGAUUGAGUUGGGUCAGUUUUUUAAUGAGGGAGGAGAAGAUGAACUGCAGUUUGGACUUAAGGAGGUAAGAGAUCUUUGGGGUAAGUCUGGUCUCAUUGUUGAAGGGAUCGAGGUCAGGCCAACAAGAGGUUAAUAAAAUUUGUGCUUUAUCAUCACUAUGUAGCAUUAAUAAACUUUGUGUGUUAUCAUCAUUAUAUUGUGUCAAUACUACGUUAUUGAUGUACUGUCAAAUUUAUAUUGUGUUAGUAUUCUGCUUUAUGGACAAAUUGUGAACAUCUAAACUACAAGCUUACCGGUAAAACCAACUUUUUUCA